Lachnellula hyalina is the source of this 3549-nucleotide messenger RNA. RefSeq names its product Transcription factor. Gene Ontology annotation, biological process: DNA-templated transcription. Gene Ontology annotation, molecular function: FAD binding; DNA binding; zinc ion binding. The record is from RefSeq and is a predicted model, not a curated record. The transcript has 4 exons. NCBI's taxonomy places the organism in Eukaryota, Fungi, Ascomycota, Leotiomycetes, Helotiales, Lachnaceae. Bases 1 to 3549 code for a protein of 1182 amino acids.
AUGCUAUACCCUCGCGCAUCUCUACAAAAUAAAACAUACUUCCAUUUAUAUGAUUUUCCCCCCGCACUACGGCCGAGAGACUUCAAAGCACCAUCGGCAUGGAGCGACAACCCCGCCGACGCCGAAGACCAGCCCUGGCAUGCCUUCAAUGCCGGCGCCGCAAGAUCAAGUGUGAUCGAAGCGAGCCGUGUAAAUGACGAUGAGCCCGUCAUGCCAACCCCGUCGGGCGGAGAACUUCCGACCUCACCAUCGCGUUCAGAUCAGGCCCGACAGAUCAGUACAGACAGGCCAAUCCCGGAGUAUAGUGACAAUCCACUCAGAACCCGAGUCGAAGGUUCGGGAGCAGGUUCAAAUUCUACUCGGAAUAAUAGUACUAUUGGCGGCAAUGAUACCCAACACCCGACUCGUGUCCGCACGGAGGAGCCAGAGCCAGAUCUUCGGAACCUCUUGCAGCGGGUACAGAGGCUCGAGACGUCUUCGACAUCUCUCCCUUGUAAUGGAACAUCCGAGACCAGUCUAAACCUAGUCGCCCAACAGUCUGGAUUACAGGAUGCGCAAAUAAGCGUCCAUAAAACGAGAGUCAUAAGAUGGAGCCACGGAUUGGAUGCGGCUCAGUCUGAGUUUAGAAUAAUCAUUGCCUGUUUCAUAGCUUAUACUCAACCUCCCGGCAGCAGCGAUGGAGUUUCGUCGCUAGAUACGGAAAAUGAAACCUUGGUUAUCCAGAUUAGCAACCUCCUCCAGAAAUGCAAGAAUAUCGCAAGGAGCCUCAAGGUAGGACGGCCCAGUAGAACCCUCACUGGCCCUGGGUUUGGCCUUGACGCCCCAUCCCGUGAAUUUGCCGAUACGCUGGCAGUAUUGUAUUUCCAAUCAUUCGAGUCCACCCACCGGAUCCUCCAUGUACCUACGUUCUGGACAGAGUACCAGAGAUAUUGGGCUCAUCCGGAGAGUGCGAGCAUGGGCCUACGUCUUAAAGUCCUUCUUGUAGUUUGCAUAGGUUCAAGUCUCUACAAGCCUAAAGACGCUGAUCCUGGGCUGCGCAAUAUGGUUCACCAAUGGAUAUACGCUGCCCAGAUGUGGCUCUCUGGGCCUCUUGAAAAGGACCGCUUAGACAUCCACGGCCUACAAAUACACUGUCUGACAAUCCUGGCUCGAGAAAUCUUUUCAGUUGGCGGGGACCUGGUGUGGAUGUCAAUGGGUUCGCUCGUCCAUAGAGCCAUGCAAAUAGGUUUACAUCGAGACCCGAAAUACCUCCCACCAAUGGCAAUAAUGCAAGCAGAAGUUCGAAGGAGGAUGUGGGUCACUAUUCUAGAAAUGCUAAUACAGUCAUCUUUGGACUCGGCUAUGCCGCCGAGAAUGUCCAUUGAUGAAUUUGACACCGCGGCACCUUCAAACAUCAACGACGAUGAGAUAUGUGACUCGACCACGGUGCUUCAGCCUCAUCCCAGAAGCACUUACACCAUGACCUCGAUGCAGCUCCUUUUAGUUGACUCCAUACCAACCCGUCUCCGUAUCCUCCAGCUUUUGAAUGGUUUGAAGCCUGAAAUAUUAUACCUCGAUGUCCUGGCGCUAAGCUCGGAAAUCACCACCACAUGCCGUGCAUCGAGCAGUUUCAUGAAAGAACACAAGAAACACGGCAUAACAUCCUUCCACCGCAACCUACUAGACUAUCUCAUCCGUCGCUUCCUCAUCCCCCUACACCUACCAUUCGCCAGCAAAACGCGUACAAACCCGCUAUUCCACCACUCCCUCAAAACCAGCCUCGAAACAGCCAUAGCCAUCAUCUCUCCCGAGCCCGACGACAACUUUUCCGCCCUCAUGGCCAUGGGCGGCGGGCUAUUCAAAGAAGGCCUCCGCUCCGCAAACACUGUUAUCAGUCUCGAGCUUCUCGCGUACGUCGAGGGUCAACGCCUCGAUGGGACGCUACAGCGCAGCUCCCAGUACAGGGAGCUUCUGAAGCAGCAUAUGAGGGAUAUGAUUCUAUUGUCGAUCGAGCGGAUUAGACAAGGUGAGACGAAUGUUAAGAGCCAUAUGUUCUUGAGUAUGGUUAUGGCUCAGGUCGAGGCCCUGGAAACGGGGGCGGAGUGCGAGCUGGGGAUCGCGAGGGCGGCGAGGGAUAGUCUUGAAUUCUGUCAUGAUCUGUUGUUGACAAGGGAUGGUGCGGGGGUUUUGUUGGCUGCUGAUGAUAUGGGGCUUACCCCAAUAAGCUAUAACGAUGGGCAGGAUGCGUUUGGGAUGGAUUUUAACUUUGAGUCCUUUUUGCCAGAUGCAGGUUUCUUCCCCAAGAAAAAAAUGAAAAUCCUCAUCAGCGGCGCCGGAAUCGCGGGCACAUCUCUUGCCCUCUGGCUCUCGAAACUAGGCCAUGACAUAACAGUUGUCGAGCGCUUCCCCUCACUCCGCGCUACAGGCUUACAGAUCGAUCUCCGCGGCCACGGAAUCGAAGUAAUGAAGCGAAUGGGCCUCGAAAAGUCCUUUCGCUCCAAAGCGGCGCCGGAAGAAGGGCUACAGAUCGUUGACAAGACAGGGAAACGCCGGGCCUUUUUCCCGGCGAAUAAAUCGGAAAAUGGGGAGCAGAGCUUUACGACGGAUUGGGAGAUUAUGAGGGGUGAUUUAUGUAGGAUUUUGUAUGAUGCUGGGAAAGAGAGAGUGAAAUACGUUUUCGGCAUGUGGAUUAAGGGGUUGGAAGAGACGGAUGUGGGGGUCGACAUUAACUUCUCGGAUGGCAGGUCGGAGAACUUCGAUCUUGUUGUUGGCGCUGAUGGUGUCGGGUCACACACGCGCAAGAUGAUGUUCGGAUCCGGUGCUACGGACGCGUUUUAUCCGUGUGGCGGCGGCAAGAUGUAUGUGGCAUACUUUACUGCUCCUCGGCCGGUACAAGAAGGAGAGCGGUACAUUGCUACUAUGUUUAUGGCGACUGGAAAACGCGGCAUAAUGGUUAGACGACACAAUCCGCACGAGAUACAGGUAUAUGUUGGCGGCACAACUGAUUCGGUACGGCUCAAAAAUGCGCGGAGGGGGAAUUCCGAGGAGGAGAAAGAGGCGUUAGCUGAAGUCUUAUAUGGUGCUGGGUGGCAGACUGAAGAGAUCGUCAGGUCUAUGAAGAAUGCUGAUGAUUUCUACUGCGAGCGUUUGGGUCUCAUUAAGUUGGAUUGCUGGUCGAAAGGCCGCAUGGUACUCAUUGGGGAUGCCGCGCAUUGCCCAUCGGCAAAUACUGGUAUGGGAACCACGUCCAGCAUGGUGGGGGCAUAUAUCCUCGCUGGUGAGAUUGGGAGCCAUUGUGGAGCAGAAGACACCAAGGACGGUCUUGCGGUAGCACUGAAGGCUUAUGAAGAGAAGUUCCGGCCGUUCAUGAACCAGGUACAGCAAGGUGUUUUGGAAGACUCGGAAGAUGGGCUCAUGGGCUCCUUCAUGGCGACACCACUCGGCGUUGGUAUUUUCAAUUAUCUGGCGGCCAUAAUGUCAUUCCUGAAGAUGAAUCCGGCGAAGUGGAUGUUGAAGGAGAAUGUCAAGGAUUGGGACCUCCCGGAAUACAAAGAGUUGCUGCGGGAUUAA